Messenger RNA from Clupea harengus (Atlantic herring), 4030 nucleotides. RefSeq names its product NACHT, LRR and PYD domains-containing protein 12-like. Gene Ontology annotation, molecular function: protein binding. The transcript has 9 exons. Bases 362 to 4015 code for a protein of 1217 amino acids. NCBI's taxonomy places the organism in Eukaryota, Metazoa, Chordata, Actinopteri, Clupeiformes, Clupeidae. The record is from RefSeq and is a predicted model, not a curated record.
CUCUGUAAACGUUAGAAAGGUCGCCGAUUAACACUUGCAACUCAGUGUCGUGAUGGUUUUAAAAAAAUUCAGAAGGUAGUAAAAAAGGUAUUAAAAAGGUAUUAAAUUUAACUUAAGGAUUGCUGUAUAUACCCUGUAGGAAAAAGUGUUGGCAAAUGCUGAAUCCAUUAUCUGACCCAGGAUGUGUGUGUGUGUGUGUGUUAAAGAGAGAGACAGAGAAAGCGUGAAUGAUAAAGUAUGCAGACAUGCUAACAUUACUAACUAUUAGGAAGAAGUGUUGGCUAAAUCUAUUAUUUUGUCUCCUUAUGUAACCAGGCCACAGACACACAGACCAGUGUCUCCAGUGCCCAGCUGUGUGUCUAUGAAGAGUGACCGGUCCAUUGGACGCCCUCCCAAUUUCAGCAGUGGACCACCACAGUCUGAUCCAAAUGUUUGGAGGAAUGUUCUGACCCAGGAUCAGUCCAGGUGUGGAGUGUGUGAGCAGCUACUGAGGGACCCAGUCAUCACCACCUGUGGACACAGUUUCUGCAGGCAGUGCAUCAGCAGCUACUGGAGUCAGUCUGGUCCAUCAGGAGACUACAGCUGUCCCCAGUGCAGAAAGAGAUCCAGAGCACAACCCUUUCUAAACCCUGACAUAACCAUGGCACAACCUCUGUUAUACCCACAUACAACCAUGACACAACCUCCUGUAUAUCUCCCUACAGCCAUGGCACAAUCUUCUCUCUACCAACACAGAGAAAUGGCACAGCUUCAUCUAAAGCCAUCUACAACCAUGGCACAAGUUCCUCCAUAUCCACACUCAGACUUGGGGCAGAACCCUCUAUACCCACACUUACACAUGGCACAGAUAUCUCCACAUCGUCCUUUGGAUGAGCACAUAGUCAUGGAAGGAAGCAAACAUCUCCAAACUGAGCAUGCUCCUGUCAAAAGGGCCAAACUAAGAGAUGAUGUCCUGAACAGAGCACCGGUGACUCAUAAAGCCAGUAUGAAGAGGAGGUUUGAGAGCAUAUCUGAAGGUGUCAUAAGAUCAGAGACUCAAACACUCCUGAACAAGAUCUACACGGAGCUCUACAUCACAGAGGGAGAGAGUGAAGGGGUGAAUAAUGAACACGAAGUUUGGCAGGUAGAGUCAGCAUCCAGAUCACAAACUACAGAAGACACAGCAAUCCACUGCAAUGACAUCUUCAAGCCCUUACCUGGACAGCAGAGACCCAUCAGAAUUGUCAUGACCAAGGGCAUUGCUGGCAUUGGAAAAACCGUCUCAGUGCAGAAGUUCAUCCUUGACUGGGCAGAGGAGAAAGCUAACCAGGAUGUAGAUUUCAUGUUUGUACUUCCGUUCCGUGAGCUGAAUUUGGUCAAACAUGAUCAGUACAGUCUUCACAAGCUCCUGCUGGACUUCCACCCUGAGCUUAGGGAGCUACAGUAUGGUGAAUACAAAGACCGCCAUACUGUGUUCAUCUUUGAUGGUCUGGAUGAGAGUCGACUUCCGCUGAAUUUCCAAGAGAACCAGCAGUUGUCUGAUGUGACACAAACAUCAUCAGUGGAUGUGUUGAUGACGAGCCUCAUUCAGGGAUCUCUGCUUCCCUCUGCUCUCAUCUGGAUAACCUCCCGACCAGCAGCAGCCAGUCAGAUCCCUUCUCAGUGCAUCAAUCAGGUGACAGAAGUACGAGGGUUCAGUGAUCCACAGAAGGAAGAGUACUUCUGGAAGAGGAUUAGUGACCAGAAUCAAGCCAACAGAAUCAUCUCGCACAUUAAGGCAUCCAGGAGCCUCCACAUCAUGUGCCACAUGCCAGUCUUCUGUUGGAUCUCAGCCACUGUCCUUCAGCAGAUACUGGAAGAGGAUGAUGGGAAGGAACCCCCCAAAACUCUGACUGAGAUGUUCAUACACUUCCUGCUCAUCCAGACCACCAGGAAAAAACAGAAGUAUCAAGAGGAAAAUGAUAUAGAGAGACAGAGGCUCCUGGAAUCACAUAAGGAUGUCAUACUGAAACUGGCAGAGCUGGCCUUCAAGCAUCUAGAGAAUGGCAAUCUCAUGUUCUAUGAGGAAGACCUGAAAGAGUGUGGCAUUGACGUGAGUGAAGCCUCAGUGUACUCUGGCAUGUGCACUGAGAUCUUCAGGGAGGAAUGUGUGUUUCACCACAAGAAGGUCUACUGCUUUGUGCAUUUGAGCAUCCAGGAGUUUCUUGCUGCACUUCAUGUGUUUGCCUCCUACUUGAGUAAAAACAUGGAGGCCCUGACACCAUUUCUCAAAGGGAAGUCCAGGUCUUUGCCAGAUCUGCCUCUACAUGAGCUGCUGAAGAAUGCUGUGAACAAAGCUUUGGAGAGCAAGAAUGGACACCUUGAUUUGUUUGUUCGCUUCCUUCAUGGAAUUUCUCUGGAGUCAAAUCAGAGACUUUUGGUUGGUCUCCUGACACACACACACAGCAGCCCAGAAAGUGAGAAGAAGACUAUCCGAAACCUGAAGGUGAUGCAAAGGCCAAAUAUCUCCCCUGAGAGGUGCAUCAAUCUGUUCCACUGCCUGGUCGAAAUGCACGACUCUUCUGUUCAUGAUGAAAUCAAGGCUUUCCUGCAGGCAGAGAAGGGUUCGGUGAAACAGCUCUUACUGGCUCACUGCUCAGCCUUGGCUCAUGUGCUUUUGCUGUCUGGGGAGGUGCUGGAUGAGUUUGACCUGAAGAAAUACAAAACCUCUCCAGAAGGUCGCAGGAGACUGGUUCCAGCUGUGAGAUGCUGCAGAAAGGCUCUACUUGCUGACUGCAAACUAACAGAGAGGUCAUAUGAGAUUGUGGCCUCAGCUCUGCAGUCUGCAAACUCCCCCUUAAGAGAGCUGGAUCUGGGUCACAGUGACCUACGGCUGUCAGGUGAAAUGCUGCUCUCUGCUCUACAGAGUCCAAACUGCAAACUGGAGACACUGAGACUUGCUGAGUGUAAACUAACAGAGAGGUCAUUUGAGAUUGUGGCCUCAGCUCUGCAGUCUGCAAACUCCCCCUUAAGAGAGCUGGAUCUGAGUCACAGUGACCUGCAGCAGUCAGGAGAAAUGCUGGGCUCUGCUCUACAGAGUCCAAACUGCAAACUGGAGACACUGAGUCUUGCUGACUGUAAGCUAACAGAGGAAUCCUGUAAGGCUGUAGCCUCUGCUCUGCAGUCAUCGGUCUCCCUGACCGAACUGGACCUCACAAACAAUGACCUGAAGGAUUCUGGAAUUCAGCUUCUCUCUGCAGGACUAAGUAGCCCUCAAUGUAUACUACAGAAACUAAGACUGUCUGGUUGUCUCAUCACACACCAGGGCUGUUCUUUCUUGGCCUCUGCCCUCAAAUCAAACCCCUUCUACCUGAAACAGCUGGAUCUGAGCUACAAUCACCCAGGAGACUCAGGGGUCAGUGAGCUCACAGACAGACUGAAUGAUCCCAACUGUAAACUAGAGACUUUCAGGUAUGGCCAUGGAGGAGAGUUCAGGAUUAAACCAGGACCGAGAAAAUAUGCCUGUGAGCUCACACUGGACCCAAACACAGCACACAGAACUCUCUCUCUCUCUGAGGGGAACAGAAAGGUGACAUGUGUGAGUGAGGAGCAGCCGUAUCCUGACCACCCAGAGAGAUUUGACUGGAAUCAGGUGUUGUGUAUAGAGGGUCUGUCUGGACGCUGCUACUGGGAGGCUGAGUGGAGUGGGCGUGGGGCUCGUAUAUCUGUGGCGUAUAAAAGCAUGAAGAGGAAAGGGAGGGGUAAUGAGAGCACACUGGGACGUAAUGACAAGUCCUGGAGGCUGUAUUGCUAUGGUGACAGUUACUACUCUGCCAGCCACAAUAAUAAACACACUGACAUACCUCCCCCCUCCUCCCGCUCCAGCACAGUAGGAGUGUACCUGGACUGGCCAGCCGGCACUCUGUCCUUCUACAGCGUCUCCUCUGACACACUCACACACCUGCACACGUUCCACUCCACAUUCACUGAGCCCCUCUAUCCUGGGUUUUGGGUUUAUUAUGGGGUCUCCUCAGUGUCCCUGUGCCAGAUCACAUGACCUCCCCAUGCUGCA